CGAACAAAAGAGAGGAUUGGAGAUGCACUGCUGGUUGACCCGUAACUCAGCAGGUGGAAACAAUUCUAAGAAGGCCAUGGAAGAAGAUUCCUCAUCCUAUAAGACUGUCCUUUCUUUUGGACGUUUCAAAGUUCGAAAAUUACAAAAUGGCCCCUGUUCGGAGCAAGCCAACCACACUCCUAAAUCGGAUCUUCCUUCUUCCACGCAAGCAGAAGAAAACGGGUCUCUUUCAGCUCCCCCCGAUUACGAGACUUCAAUUGAUGCUUGUCCCCGCUAUGAGUUUUAUGCGCUCUCCGCACCACCUGGACGUCGGAAGAUCCGACCCACUUUGGACAUGUUGAGGAAUGCAGAACCGGGGAAAAGGCAAGCAUAUCCUGGGGGCCCAGACUGUGCUGACCCCAAUUUAGAAUCUGGUUCUAAGGAUGGGGAGGAAAAGGACGUGGAAGACCCCGAACCGGAAGCUGAGCCCGUUCGAUUUGGCUGGGUGACGGGAGUUAUGAUCCGGUGCAUGCUCAAUAUUUGGGGUGUGAUCCUUUAUCUCCGUUUGCCCUGGAUAACGGCCCAGGCUGGCAUAGGGUUAACCUGGUUGAUCAUUCUCAUGUCCUCUGUGGUGACCAGUAUUACUGGUCUUUCCAUCUCUGCAAUUUCCACCAACGGCAAAGUCAAAGCAGGGGGAACCUACUUCCUGAUCUCUCGCAGCUUGGGCCCAGAACUUGGUGGAUCCAUUGGUCUUCUCUUCUCCUUUGCCAAUGCUGUGGCUGUAGCCAUGCAUGUGGUGGGUUUCUCCGAAACCGUGAAGGACCUGCUGGUGGAGUCUGAUGCCGUGAUGACCGAUCCAGUGAACGAUAUCCGCAUCGUGGGUGUGAUCACUGUCACCGUCCUCCUUGGAAUCGCUUUGGCUGGCAUGGAAUGGGAAGCGAAAGCUCAAGUUGUUUUCUUCUUUGUCAUCAUGAUAUCCUUCAUCAACUAUUUCGUCGGGACCUUAAUCCCUGCCUCACCAGAGAGAAUGUCCACAGGCUACUUCAGCUACCGUAGUGACAUCUUCUUGCAGAACCUCGGGCCUGAAUGGCGAGGAGAAUCAGGAAGUUUUUUUGGCAUGUUCUCCAUCUUCUUCCCUUCAGCCACUGGGAUCCUGGCCGGGGCCAAUAUUUCAGGAGAUCUGAAGGACCCAGCAGUGGCCAUCCCCCAAGGAACACUAAUGGCUAUCUUCCUGACCACCAUCAGCUAUUUGGCCAUUGCUGCCACCAUAGGAGCUUGCGUCAUCCGUGAUGCCUCUGGAAGUCUCAAUGACACUUUGGUUUCCAACUUCACCGGCGGAGACUGUGUUGGCCUGGGCUGUGGGUACGGCUGGAACUUCACCGAAUGUACUACGACACAGACCUGUGAAUAUGGGCUUGCCAAUGAUUACCAGACAAUGAGUAUGGUGUCGGCAUUCAGCCCCCUGAUCACUGCGGGAAUCUUCGCUGCCACACUCUCCUCUGCUUUGGCUUGCCUUGUGUCAGCCCCCAAGGUCUUCCAGUGCCUCUGUCAGGACAAUCUCUACCCUCUGAUCGGCUUUUUCGCCAAGGGUUAUGGAAAGAAUAAGGAGCCACUGAGGGCUUAUGCUCUAACCUUUAUCCUGGCCAUUGCCUUCAUCCUCAUAGCUGAACUGAAUACCAUCGCUCCCAUCAUCUCCAACUUUUUCCUCUGCUCGUACGCCCUGAUCAACUUCAGCUGUUUCCAUGCUACCAUCACCAAUUCCCCAGGCUGGAGGCCUUCCUUCCGCUACUUCAGCAAAUGGACUGCGCUCUUUGGAUCCAUCAUCUCCGUGGUCAUCAUGUUCCUACUGACUUGGUGGGCAGCUCUCAUUGUUGUUGGGGUCAUCAUUGUGAGCUUGGCAUAUGUCACCUACAAGAAACCAGAGGUAAACUGGGGCUCCUCAGUCCAAGCUGGGACCUACAACAUGGCUCUCUCGAAUGCCAUGAACCUGACCAAUGUGGAAGACCAUGUCAAGAAUUUCCGGCCUCAGUGUUUGGUCCUGUCAGGUCCUCCCAACUUCCGACCAUCCCUGGUGGAUUUUGUUGGCGCCUUCACUAAAAACGUCAGCCUCAUGAUAUGCGGAAACGUGACUGAGGAUUCCUCCUGCAUUGAGGAUUAUGAUGAGCAACUCCAGUGGCUCGGCAAGCGGAAAAUCCAAGCGUUCUACAACUUCAUCACCCUCGGAGACUUACGUUCAGGAGCUAGAAGCCUUAUGCAGGUCUCAGGUCUCGGACGUCUAAAACCCAACACCAUAGUUCUCGGUUAUAAAAAUGACUGGCAGACCGACUCUCCCCUAAACCUGGAGAAUUAUGUGGGCAUAAUACAUGACUCCUUUGACCUCGGCACUGCGGUCUGCCUGCUUCGGAUGAGAGAUGGACUGGAUAUGUCACGGGUGAUGAAGGCCCAAGUGAACCUGGGUUUUGAAGAUACAGAAGCCGCCUUGGGGAAGGAGAAACAGAAACGUGGCGUGUUUAAAGUUGGCGCCGAUGCCAGCUUCGAGACCGUCUUCCAGAGCAAGCAGAAGAAGAAAAAUAUCGAUAUCUAUUGGUUGUUUGAUGAUGGUGGGCUGACCCUCCUCAUCCCCUAUCUUCUGACUCGCCGGAAACGCUGGAGCCAGUGCAAAGUCCGAGUCUUCAUCAGUGGGCAGAUCUCUAAUGCCGAGGAACACAGAGAAGAGAUCCAGUUUCUGUUGGACAAAUUCCGUCUGGGCUUCAGCGAGGUUGUGGUGCUGCCUGAAAUAAUGUGGAAACCUGAGGAGAACAGUUGCAAAGAAUUCGAGGACCUGAUAGCUCCAUAUCGGCUGAACGAGGGCCAAAAAGAUGCCGAAACCAUAGAAGCAAUGAAGAAGGAGAUGCCAUGGAAAAUCACCGGUGAAGACCUGAGAAUCUACAAGAAAAAGUCUGAACAGCACAUGCGUCUUCAUGAGGUUCUACAAGAUCACUCCCGCAAUGCAGCCCUCAUCGUCAUAAGCCUUCCGGUGGUACGGAAAGGAGCCUGUCCCAGCUCCCUCUACAUGGCCUGGCUUGAGACAGUCUGCAAGGACUUAUAUCCACCAAUUGUCUUCAUCCGCGGCAAUCAAGAGGAUGCACUCACCCUCUACUGCCAAUAGGGGGUAGCAGGAUCCCAAAGAAGCCUUGCGCAAACAGGCUAUAAGAGGCUGCCUGUUAUGCCAGCCCAGCUACAAGGGGGGGCAGAAGACUCCAAAGUCUGACAGUCCCCCUCCCCCAAAUGGAAAGCAGAUGGGCAUUGCCAUUGAGUGUGUCAGCAUCACCAGGAGGCCGGGACCAUCCACGCACAACGACGGGAUUUUGCCGACUUUUUUUUUUUAAAAAAAUCCCUGCUUGUUGAGUUUGAACGCAGAGGACCGAUUCUGAAUGUGUUGUGUCUCCGUACUCUGUAAAUAGUGAUAUUUUUUUGAAUAUUGUUAUUUAAUAACC
This is a messenger RNA of Pantherophis guttatus, 3455 nucleotides long. Its product is annotated as solute carrier family 12 member 3-like. Gene Ontology annotation, molecular function: sodium:potassium:chloride symporter activity. The record is from RefSeq and is a predicted model, not a curated record. Gene Ontology annotation, cellular component: apical plasma membrane. Gene Ontology annotation, biological process: sodium ion homeostasis; chloride transmembrane transport; cell volume homeostasis. NCBI's taxonomy places the organism in Eukaryota, Metazoa, Chordata, Lepidosauria, Squamata, Colubridae.